CGGAACGCCGAGGCACGUGACAGCGCGUGACCGACGUAGCUGCUUCAGGAAGCCUCCGCGUGAGGUCGCCACGUUCAGCUGCGCUUGUCUAGGGCACGCCUUCCCGUUCUGAAGGUUUCCUCACUUUUGUGCUUGCACCUGUUUGAUUUACUGUCGGGCAUUCACGGAGGUGCCCCAUUCAUAAUCCGCACUCAACCCCUCCACAAACUGGUUCCUACUGGAAGCUUUCGGUUUGCCCAAGGUACCAGAGGUCGCCGUCCAACAGAGUCGCACAGUUCUGCCUGGCUCUCCCACCAUUUCCCCACGCUAGGUCCAGACCUGCAUGCGCUUUGCGCCCGACCACAAUUCGUGGGCAGCACCCUCAAAAGCUGUAGACCACCCUGAACCUCCACCUCGACCAUCCCAGAUCGCCCUCCUGUUCAACCUACAGAUUGCGCAAUAUGAGUCGCAGAACCAGACAAAGCGCCGGCAAUGCGCCUUCAGACGAGCCUCGCCGCUCGCGAGGAAUCGCAGGACCGACAUCGGCCCUGACGGACUAUCUGGCAGCCAACAACAUCUCGGCGGCAGAUAUCGCCCGAAACCACCAGAGGCGUCAGCAAGCCGCCUUGGCUGACGCUGUGGUCGCAGAGAGCUCUGCCCGUGCUAGCGGUCGAGCUACCUCAACCGCGGCGGUAGCUUCGUCCCUUAGAUCUGCUGGCCUCGCUCGUGGCCUCGAGAAUGCGUCCUCCGUUGCCGCGCUCGCGGACAAGGUCCAUGCCAGCCUUCUCAAAAAGAAGCUGACCAAGGUCGAGCACAAGGCUAUCGAGCACUACAAGACGACGCCCGAGUUCAUCCAGGCCAAGGAUCACUACGCAGGAGAUGUCGAAGAUGACGACACCCUCGCGCGCAUGUUCUACUUUGCUGCUCAAAAGGCCGUCGGCCAGUUUGAGAACUGCGCCGAGUGUGGAAAGAGGUUUACCGUCACCAACUACACAUUGGCGAGCCCAAGCGGUGGUCUUCUCUGCUCGCCAUGCGGCAAGGAUCUCGAUACCGGCGACGGUCCCAAGAAGAAGAAACAGAAGGUUUCUAGCGGCCAGGUCGGAAAGCGCAGAAAGCAACAGAGUCGCGUGCUUGAUGGCGCAGCCCCCAUCGGAACGAAGAGCCUUGUCACGUUGUGCAUCGAGCACCUGUCCAGGAAUAUUGAUCUCGCCGAAGACCUGGGGUAUCUUCCCGAGCACGUCGUGGAUCGUAUCGCACGCAUCCUAUCGAAGCGCCGCCAAAUGAACUCCAGGACGCUUCCCCUGUUUCUGCAGUCUGAUACUCGGACGCUGAAUAUUUACGACGCCGGCCUGCUAUGCUCCGAUGAUUUUGUGGGCAUCUUCCAGGCAGUCCGGGGCCUCAAGUCGCUCAAGGUCCGCCAUGGCAUCCAGUUCAAGAACGAGGUCGUCGAGCAGAUGCUAGACAAAUUUAUCAGGCUCGAGUCACUAUCGCUCAAAGGAUGCAACCUUAUCACCAGCGACAUGUGGGAGAGAAUAUUCAAGGAUAUGGGCGGAGGCAUCAAGACCUUUCAGACCUACUGCAACGCCGACUACUUCACUGACAAGACUGUCGGAGCGCUCGCUGAGAACUGUCCAAAUCUCAAGCGCCUGAAACUGGUCGACAACAAGGCUCUUACUGCCCAGGCGCUGGAGCCGAUCGGGCAAAUGAAGGAACUGGAACACCUAAGCCUCAAGAUCAAGGAUACCAUCCCUAACCCUGCCUUUGUCUCGCUUCUCGACAGCAUCGGCUCCAACCUACAGACGCUGUCUCUGAUGACUGUCGAAAAUCUCAACGACACAGUGCUCCAGGCCAUCCGACGCAACUGCACGUCGCUGUCCAAGCUUCGCAUCACGGAUUCUGAGCGUCUCACCGAUGACGCAUUCGCGAGAAUGUUCACUGGUUGGACGAAUGGGCCUCUCCGCUUCGUCGAGUUUUCGAAAUGCCGCCUCACCGAAGCGAAACUAGGAGGUGUGAACGACGAUGGCAUCGGACUGUGCGACGCGGGCUUUGUUGCACUCAUGGAGCACUCGGGUCGCAAGAUUGAGCAUCUGGGCAUCGAUUCGUGCCGACACAUCUCCACUGAAGCCUUCAUCAAGGUCUUCUCGGAAGACAAGACGUACCCGCAGCUCGAGACGCUCGAGCUCAGCUUCUGCGGCGUCAACGACUUCAUCGUCGGCAGCAUAUUCCGCAGCUGCCCGGCCAUCAAAUGGGUCAAGGUCUUUGGCUGCAUGAACGUCAGGAAUGUGCUCGUCCCACGCGGCAAGAUCCUAAUCGGCGUGCCCAACGCUAUUGGCAUGCAGAUUGAGGGCUACCACUGAGUGCACUGUGGCAGAAGAUGGAGGCGCGUUCGCUGCCGCGUAGUCGAUAUGAUGGCGUGUUGGUCAGCGUAUUACCAGCCAGCGGCGCCAAGGGAUCUAUUCAUUCGUGUCUUUCGUUUCGGCGCAGAUCAAGGGCGUUCUGGAGAGGGUGUUUUGAGAACGGACUAGGCUCGGCUUGGGGGGAUGUGCUUCAGAGCGCAAUAUUCCUAAGUCUCUACCUAGGUGGUAGGCAAUUAUACCUGAGUUCAUGGCGUUGAUGUUCACUGCCUUUUUUGUUUCCAAGACCGGAUUACCAAAGGUGCUCGUGUUUCGGAAGUGGUGACUGCAGAAUACUUUAAUGCCGGACUAGAAUAUUAGGCAAGGCGUUGAGAAACGGAAAGGGAAUGUCGUACCUAUAGGAGACGAAACAUGAUGAAAGGUGAAAGACGGAAAGAAGAAGAGUAAAGUCACCGGGUUUCAUAAAACAAUGUUCCGACUUGUUGGAUGACAUGCCAUAUCAAGUAAAUUGCA
Gaeumannomyces tritici R3-111a-1 is the source of this 2846-nucleotide messenger RNA. RefSeq names its product DNA repair protein Rad7. NCBI's taxonomy places the organism in Eukaryota, Fungi, Ascomycota, Sordariomycetes, Magnaporthales, Magnaporthaceae. The record is from RefSeq and is a predicted model, not a curated record. Gene Ontology annotation, cellular component: SCF ubiquitin ligase complex. The transcript is spliced from 4 exons. Gene Ontology annotation, biological process: SCF-dependent proteasomal ubiquitin-dependent protein catabolic process. Bases 441 to 2336 code for a protein of 631 amino acids.